GCAUCCAGAAAUUUCGGGCCCCGAAACUGCGCCAUGCCCGCGCCCGUAGCUGGAGUGGAUGGAUGUUGGGCAUGCAGCUCGUGCAACAACGUCAACUUUGCCAGCCGCGAUGCCUGCAAUCGUUGUGCAAUGCCCAAGCCGAUGUAUGACAAGACUUGGCCUGCGAUGAGCAAAAACGGACAGGGUCACGGUGGGCCGAAACGCGGCCCUCCUGUUGCGGGUGUCGACGGCAACUGGGAGUGCACAGCCUGCGGCAACGUCAACUUUGCCACUAGGGAUGCUUGCAAUUUAUGCCAAUCGCCAAAGCCGCAGUACCCCGCGACAGUUUCCGGGCAGCCAACAUGGGAGCAGCCAACGCAGAAGCGUGGCCGUCCGGUUGCCGGUGUAGAUGGGAAUUGGGCAUGUGGAAGCUGUGGCAAUGUGAAUUUUGCGCACAGGGACAUGUGCAAUCGUUGCAACAACCCUAAGGAGCUGGCAACCUGGGAGCAGCCACCCGGGGGUCAGCAAACAUGGGAGCAGCCAACGCAGAAGCGUGGCCGUCCGGUUGCCGGUGUAGAUGGGAAUUGGGCAUGUGGAAGCUGUGGCAAUGUGAAUUUUGCGCACAGGGACAUGUGCAAUCGUUGCAACAACCCUAAGGAGCUGGCAACCUGGGAGCAGCCACCCGGUGGUCAGCAAACAUGGGAGCAGCCAAUGCAGAAGCGUGGCCCUCCUGUUGCCGGUGUAGAUGGGAAUUGGGCAUGUGGAAGCUGUGGCAAUGUGAAUUUUGCGCACAGAACCUCCUGCAACCGUUGUGGCAUGUUCAAGCCGGAAGAGAGAAGAGGUGGACGUCCAGUGGCUGGUGUGAACGGCAACUGGGGAUGUGUCAACUGUGGGAACGUGAACUUUCCAGCACGCAACCAGUGCAACCUAUGCAGCGCUCCUAAGCCCCAGGAAUGGGCACCGGGAGGCAAGGGAAUGGGCCACGGUCGACCAAUGCUUGGAGUAGAUGGCAACUGGUUGUGCCCAGCGUGUCAUAACGUGAACUAUGGCAAGCGCAUGUCCUGCAACCGCUGUGGACUCGCCAAACAAAGCGACAAAAGGAAGGCUCCUGUAGCAGGUGAGAAUGGAAACUGGCUAUGUCCAGCCUGCGGCAACGUGAACUUCCCUCAUCGAAGUGACUGCAACCGCUGUGCUGCACAGAAGCCGCCCUUGGACGCCGGUGAGGACAACGAGGGCAACAUGGGAAAGAUGGGAAAGAUGGAGAACUCCGGCAUUGAGGAGGGUGCCCCAGCCAAAAAGAUCAGAACAAGUUGAGAUAGGUUGAGUGCCGGUGUGACGAUUAUGACCCGUGGACACCGCGGCGGAACACCGGCGUGUUCCGCGGCUGGUGAGUUCUCAAAGGAUCCUGAGGCAAACACAUUUCCCCUCCCAAAUCCUCCCAACU
Cladocopium goreaui is the source of this 1423-nucleotide messenger RNA. The record is from the annotation of a GenBank genome assembly. Lineage: Eukaryota; Dinophyceae; Suessiales; Symbiodiniaceae.